GAAAAAUAUGCGUCAACCCGUCUGCACCGGAACAACAGCUGGAGAUAGCACCAGCAUGGCCUCGCAGUCGUCUUUUGGGUCACGAAAUCAAUCUUUUCCGUCUUCUUGUCUUCCUUCACACCCACCAUCACAACAGACCCAGUAUCCAACUGCUGAAGACCUUAAACGCAGAUACCGGGAAGCCUUCAUUGUGAGACACCUGCCACCUGAGGCUAAGGACAUGGAAUCCAACGAUACUUCCCCAACAACUCCUACGCACCGCGCUCAAUACCCUUCGAUCAGCUCUGACCUACCUUCCCCUCAACCAUUCCGGCUGCUAUUCGGAGGAGUUACUGCAAGUGGUGAAAGUGAUCCAGGAAAGCUGUCCAAAUUCCACAGUCUUGAGAAUGAUGCCCAUUUCUCGGAAGAAGAGUCUGAACUCUCCGAUAUCCGACAAUCAUUGGAAGGACUCACGAGAUUCACAGAGAUGAUGAAGUCUGGUCUUGCGGCUGCUUCCUUGAAGAUUUCCGAUCUGAAUCCAAACGCACCACUCGGAGUAACAAAUCGACUUUCCGGUUUCCGUCUCGGGAAGGACGCAAUCAUCACCAGUGCUCAUUUCACCCAAUGGCCAACCACCUAUGGAGAGGUUCCUCAAGGCCGACGAGAGGACUGUCAGUUUCGGUUUCGGGAAGAUCAAGUACUCACCGGAACUCCGAAAGAAGGCAAGCUCGUGUUUCAUCAAUCUCAGUGCAUGGCAUGGGUGAUCCGGUGGGAUGGUUUGUUCUCAGGCAAACGGCAUCGUCAAAGUCUGCGGCGUCCUAUCUGGUGGGAAUGCUGAGAGAGAUCCUAACACAAUGGUCCUCUUCGCAGAGGAGAUGAAAGAAUGGUUCACUGCGGCAGUCUUCGAACGUCAAGACGAUCUGGACAAGAACUGCUGCAAGUUUCUCAAGUGUUUCGUCCAUGUCCACCAGUGGCGUCGCCGCUACCAAGUCAACAGCACUUUCAGGUGCCGAUCUCACAUCUCUACCACAAGGUAUCGACCCCGAUGUGGAAAUGACCAUGGACGCCAGUAUGGGAGACCCGAACAUCAAUGCUGCUUCUUCAGGACAGUAACUGAGGCUUUCAGACUGGUCGAGGUGUUGGCUGCUUGGUACAACGAAUGAUGGAGCUCAAGGCUAAGGUCGAUAUCUACAUGAUGGGCGAAAGUCUUCAUGACUUGAGCGUGAAUGAUUUCAUCCGCUGCUGAAGGCCCCAUCACUAUAUGUAUGCGUUCAGUUCCUUCAUACCAACCAACACUGGUACCAUCGAUCGUUGAGCCUACCUUUUCUCUCAUAGCACCAAAUUUCACAGUGGUACCUUUUCCCUUAGCAGUGCGUCUUCUCUCACCAGACAUACAC
This is a messenger RNA of Exophiala xenobiotica, 1376 nucleotides long. RefSeq lists its product as uncharacterized. Lineage: Eukaryota; Fungi; Ascomycota; Eurotiomycetes; Chaetothyriales; Herpotrichiellaceae. The transcript has 2 exons. Bases 8 to 817 code for a protein of 269 amino acids. The record is from RefSeq and is a predicted model, not a curated record.